Messenger RNA from Vigna umbellata (rice bean), 2607 nucleotides. Its product is annotated as protein NUCLEAR FUSION DEFECTIVE 4-like. Gene Ontology annotation, cellular component: membrane. Lineage: Eukaryota; Viridiplantae; Streptophyta; Magnoliopsida; Fabales; Fabaceae. The record is from RefSeq and is a predicted model, not a curated record.
CAAUUCAAGAUUCAUUGGUUUACAAUAAUCAAUCAUUUGGAUAACACAAGUAUCAGAAAGAAAAUCAAUCAAAACCAAAUGAUAAGGAAGCAUUGUUUUCACUUUGAGCCACAAAAAAUAUGCAGCUUUAACAAAGGACUAUAUAAACUGGAGAAUACCAUGUUCUCUUGAAUUCCUCAUAUUCCCAUAGUUUCUUACGGAAUCCCAUCUCUUCCCUCAAUGGCUGGUUCAACGAGCAUCUUUUAGUGCUUGUCAUAGUCUGAAAUCAUGCACAAUUUCUUCCCCCAAAGGAUUUGAAUCUGGUUCCACUUUUGGUGGAGAAUCUAGUUACCACAAAGUGACUUUAAUGUUUUAUGACAUAGCAUAGUAUUGCAUCCUCCAAGUAUAUAUCUUCUUAUCCCAUACUCAAAGUUAAGCUCCGUGCGCAAUAUACACAUACUCACACAAGCGUGGUUCUAAAUCCACAACCAAAGAGAUUGUUUGGUUGGUGUUUCCUCCAAAAAUGGCAGUGGAAGAAGAGCUAACGAAAACGAAGGCCUUCAUACGCCAUGUUAUCACUGGUCGUUGGUUCAUGAUCUUUGCCUCAUGUCUCAUCAUGGCAGUUUCAGGGGCAACAUACAUGUUUGGUUUGUACUCCAACGAGGUAAAAACCUCGUUGGGGUAUGACCAAUCCACGCUCAACUUGAUAAGCUUCUUCAAGGACCUUGGUGCCAACCUUGGAAUUUUCUCUGGGUUGAUCAAUGAGGUAAGCCCCCCUUGGGUUAUACUAGCCAUGGGAGCCACUAUGAACUUUGUGGGCUACUUCAUGAUAUGGCUCUCUGUCACUUCACGGAUUGCCAAACCCCAACUGUGGCAAAUGUGUCUCUACUUUUACAUUGGUGCUAAUUCUCAGUCCUUCGCUAACACUGGUGCUUUGGUGAACUGUGUCCAAAGCUUCCCAAGAAGCCGUGGAAGUGUGAUUGGUCUUCUAAAGGGUUAUGUAGGUCUAAGUGGAGCUAUUUUCACUCAGCUAUACCAUUCCUUAUAUGGUGACAACUCCAAAACUCUUAUAUUCCUCAUUGGGUGGCUUCCUGCUGCUGUUUCCUUCAUUUUCCUUCCAACAGUUAGGGUGUUGAGUAUAACCCCACAACCCAGAGAGAUCAAGGUUUUUUACCAACUUCUUUAUAUUUCACUUGGGGUUGCAGGGUUUCUCAUGGUGUUGAUAAUUAUACAAAACAGGUUGAGUUUCACAAGGGUUGAGUACAUAGUGGAUGGCAUUGUGGUUCUUUUCUUGCUUCUUCUCCCACUUGGUAUUGUGUUCAAAGAAGAGUUCAGACUUUGGAAGAACCAGAGCCAGAACCAGAACCAAACCGUCCCUGAUCAUGCAGAUGCUGUUGCUACUGCUUCUGCCUCAGUUAUUGAAUUGCCACAGCCAGAAGAAGCACAUGCUGCUGCCUCUUCUCAUCUGGAAGGGAAAAGCAGCUCAUGUUUAAAGAACGUUUUCAAACCUCCAAAAAGGGGUGAGGACUACACCAUCUUCCAAGCUAUUUUCAGCAUUGACAUGUUGAUUCUGUUCAUUGCAUCAGUGUUUGGUGUGGGAGGAACAUUGACGGCUCUUGACAAUCUGGGACAGAUUGGAAAGUCAUUGGGAUACCCGAAAAAGAGCCUCACAACUUUUGUGUCUCUUGUGAGUAUAUGGAAUUAUCUAGGAAGAGCAUCUUCUGGGUUUGCCUCAGAAUUUUUGUUAGCCAAAUACAAAUUCCCUCGUCCCUUGCUCCUCACUCUAGUCAUGCUUCUCUCCUGUGUUGGCCAUAUUCUAAUCGCUUUUGGUAUCCCAAACUCACUUUAUUUCUCUUCAGUGAUUAUUGGGUAUUGCUUUGGGGCCAUGUGGCCCUUGAUGUUUGCCAUCAUAUCUGAAAUAUUCGGCCUCAAAUACUACUCAACUUUAUACAAUUUAGGUGCUGUGGCAAGCCCUGUUGGAGCUUACAUUCUGAAUGUGAAAGUCACUGGUUUUUUGUAUGAUAAAGAGGCUUUGAAGCAGUUGAAGAUGAAGGGACUCACAAGGCAAAAGGGAAAGGACUUAACUUGCUUGGGAGUUCAAUGCUAUAAGAUGCCUUUCAUCAUAAUCACUGCUUCAACCUUGGUUGGAUGCUUUGUUUCCUUCAUUCUAGUCUUAAGGACCAGAAAAUUUUACAAAGGUGACAUUUAUCAAAAGUUCAGAGUUGAACCAGACACACCACAGAAUCUUCCAACUUUUGCCACCACCACCACCACCACAAACUUCUCUCAAGAACCAGAUAAAAUCAACACCAAAUAAUGUAUGUUCAAUGCUUUACCUUUAUUCAGUCAAAAAACUGGUCUUACAAAGUUCAUGUUUAGAUAUUAAGCACCCAAAACUUCAUUUAUGUUCUUUUUUUGUUGAUCAAUGAUCUCGUACCUUCAAAAUGUAACUAUACUUCUAUUGUUCACAAUAAUCUCAUAUUACUUUGCGAAAAUAACUGUGGUAUGAACAAAAUUUGAAAGUCCAACAAUUGCUUUCGGUGGCAGAAAUCGUGUACAAGCAAGCUCUUACAUUAUCUGUCACCGUUGUAUAGAUUUUUUAUGGAGAUUUGUAUGUUCUUUUUUGUU